CGCGCCCGUCUGCUCUGCUGUUGCUGCCCUUUGAUCCCCCGCAUUAGUGUUAGUUAGGGGGGCUCCGAGGCGCACAGCAGUCAAGACAGCCGAGCGAGCAAGGCAAAGCGGCCCAGGCGGCGCCCCCUCCUCCGCGGCCCGGGCUCCCCUAUUUUCCCCCCCUCUCGCCUCUCUCUAUCUCUCGUCUCCCCCUUCGACCGACGGUCCCGCUCUGAAGCGAGCGAAGCCAGCCAGGUGCAAGACCGAGCGAGGAGCAGCGGCAGCCCGCCCUCCUGCCUGCCUGCCUGCCCGCCCGCCCGCCCGCCGUCCCUCCGUCCCCUCCGGUCUCCUUCAAAUGGGAGCGAGCCUCUUUUCUUCCGUCUCCCCGCGCCAGGACGAGAAUGUGAUUUAAAAACAAGCGUUUUGGGGAGGAAAAUGCCAAGGAGGAAGCAGGAGCAACCCAAGCGCCUGCCUUCACAUGUGGACAGCAAUGACGAAGGAGGGCCUGACGGCGGCGCUGCGGAGGACGAAGGCUGGUUCGGGAAUGCAUCCGACACGCGCUCGGAGUCUUCGUCCUACGGCGACACCCAGGAUGAGCUCUUCCUGCCGAGGGGAUCGUCUCCGGACGCCAACCACGAGAGUCCCACGGGCUGCCCCACGCCGGUCCACCGCGCCUCCUUGGAACUCCUGGGACUGGGCGGCGGCGCCUUCUCGCCGCAGGACACCGUCUCGUCGGUGGUGUCAUCGCUGUACGGCGAGGCGGCGUCCCGCGCCCUCGGGAAGCCCCUCAGCAGCAACCUGCGUCGCCUCCUGGAGGCCGGGUCGCUGAAGCUGGACGCGGGGGACCUUCUGGGGCGGGCGUCCCGGGGAGGCGAGUCCCCGCCCAUAGGGCUUGCGUCGCCCCUCACCCUUUCCCCAUCUUCACACCACGCUCAACAGCUCAGCGCGCUCGCCCGCAAGCUGGCCAACAACAACAGCGGCUCCGCCUCGCCGGCCUCGUUGGCGCCCUCGCUCACCAACGUUAAACAAGAGCCGCUGGACCACUUCAACUCCCAGAGCAACGGCGGUAGCUUUGUAUGGGCGGGAGUCGCCGACAAGUGGCCACCCACCGGCCGCUCCACGCCCAGCGGGUCCAGCCUCUCCCCGGACUCCGCCAUCCAGAAGCUAAAAGCGGCGGCUAACGCGGUGCUUCAAGACAAGAACGCCGUGUCGGCCGCCAAUACCACCUCCUCCACCAACGCUUCGUCCGUCGUGCCGCCCCUCGGAGGGGCCGGCGCCCGGGGCGACGACGUGGUGCGUUUCGAUGCCUUUAACUCUCCGUUCAGCCCGCAGUCGGCGAGCUCCACUUUGGCCGCGCUUUCCAAGAAAGUCAGCGAGAGGAGCCACGGUUCGUCGGCGCCCGCUGCGCCCGCCGACCAGCAGAACUCUGCGACGUCCUUCCUGUCGUUUGUGUCCAUGACCUCGUCGGCCGCCUUGCUCAAAGAGGUGGCGGCCAGGGCGGCGGGGAACCUGCUCACCGAGAAGAAGGAAGGCUCCCCCCUGCCGGGCGGUGGCGGCGGCAUCCUCCAAGAGGAUGUCAAGCCCCUGCUGGACAAGAACCACAAAACCUCCUCGCCGUCAACACCCAACCAGGGCCUGGACCUGUUGUUGCCCUCCACACCCAAAGGAAGAGGGAAACCCAACAACCAAGCAGCCUCACCGGAAGACGGCGGCAAACCGUUCCAGUGUCCUGUGUGCGGUCUGGUCAUCAAGCGCAAGAGCUACUGGAAGAGACACAUGGUCAUCCACACCGGCUUGAAAAGCCACCAAUGUCCGCUGUGUCCCUUCCGCUGCGCCCGCAAAGACAAUCUUAAGUCCCACAUGAAGGUCCAUCAGCACCAAGACCGGGGCGAGACGUUCCAGUGCGAACUCUGCCCCUUCACUUCCUCCCGUCACUUCAGCCUGAAGCUCCACAUGCGCUGCCAUCAGCACUUUCCCCGCACCGACGUCAAGGUGAAAGAGGAGCUCACCACCGACACGGAAGGCGAGGGCUCCCUGAUGGGCGACGCCGGCGGCCCAGCCGACUCGAGGGGGAACCGGCUGUCCCCUCUGCAUCCGGACGCCCGGCUGCAGUCGUCCCCGCCGGGCGAGGCGUCGUCCAAUCACGUCAACGUCAAGGAGGAGCCGCUGGAGCGGGACCUGUCUGUCCUGUCGCCAUUUAGCAUGGGCAGGGAGCGACCUAGGAGCAGCGCCAACUCCUUGGACCUGCCGGGCGCAGGCGGCGGGGUGCACUCCGGCCCAAGCGGUCCAACCACGGCCUCCCUCUUCAGCCCGGACAUCACCACCAAGACAGCCACUGACCUGCUUAUGAAGCUAUCAGCGGCCAACCAGAGGGAGGCACUGAAGUCGCCCUUCCACGUGAAGGAAGAACCCAAAUCCGAGGAAGCCUCGAGUCCUAGACCGGCCUCCCAGUGUCAAAUCCCGCCGAGCUUCCCCGGGACAUUCUGCCAGGACGCUAUCACGGGGUCGGCGGCUUCGGAACGUCCGGGGUCCCUCAAACCGAGGGAAGGGAGCCCCCCGGCUACCAACAGCUUAUUGAGCCAAGACAUCAACAUGAAAGUGGCCUCCGAGUUGCUGAUCAAGCUAUCAGAGAACAACAAAGACGGCCACUUCCAGAAGGUGAAGGUCAAAGCGGAGCCCAUGGAGGUGGACCCGGCCCCUGCCGAAGUCUCGUCGCCCGCUCCUCCCCCUGCUCGCCUGCUGCCUUUCGGCACUUUAGGGCCACGCGAGAAGACUGAGCCCCCGGAGCAUCUAGCGCGCCCCCAAAAGGACCUCUUCUCCCAAGACAUCUCGGUCAAAAUGGCCUCCGAGCUCCUCUUCAAAUUGUCAGAAAAAGUGAGCAAAGCCAACAACCACAAAGACGGGGGCAACAUGGUGGGAAUUAACAGUCCGUUCUUGGACGAGUGCUUUCGACAAUCACCCUUCAACUCGCGCUCCAAAAGCUCCUCCCCCGCAGAGGCCGGCUCCUCCACCCGGCCGCCUUUCAACGACUCGGAAAAGGAAGACGGCGAACCGGGCAACGGCAUCGCCAAGUGGCGGCUCAACGAGCAGCUCUACCCGUGCCCCGUGUGCGGCAAAGUCUUUGGGAGGCAACAGACGUUAUCGCGCCACCUUGCCCUACACACAGAGGAGAGGAAGUACAAGUGUCAUCUGUGCCCCUACGCCGCCAAGUGCAGGGCUAACCUCAAUCAGCACCUGACCAUCCACUCCGUCAAGCUGGUCAACACGGACGCCGAGCAGAUCGUCAGCGCCGUCGCCGCCGUCAACGACGGCGCCGAGCGCAAGAACUGCGCCUACUAUUACAGCUGCCACGUUUGCGGCUUCCAGACGGAGCUCAACGCCCAGUUCGUGGGCCACAUGUCGCUCCAUGUGGACAAGGAGCAGUGGAUGUUCUCGCUCUGCUGCAGCGUCUGCGACUUUGUGUGCAUGGAGGAAGGCGACAUGAAGAGUCACAUAAGCACCGGCCACGCAGGCCUGAACUCGAGGAGUCCCCUGAGCGAAACCAAGAGCACGUCGUCCUCCCUCUCGGCCCUCAGCGACUCGCUCAACAGCUCGGAGGGCGGCGACCUCACGCACAGCGGCGGCGAAGAACUCAAAAGUCUACUAGCCCCGCUCUCUUCCGGCGGCAGCCAAUCCAGCUCCGGGAGCCGCUCGGGCUCGGAGGACAAAUCCGCCGAUAAAGGCUUCGAGUGCGUGUUCUGCACGUUUGUGUGCAAGACGCGCAGCAUGUAUGAGCGCCACCUGCAGAUCCAUCUCAUCACCCGCAUGUUCGAGUGCGACGUGUGCCACAAGUUCCUGAAGACGCCCGAGCAACUGCUGGAGCACAAGAAGUGUCACAGCGUCCCCACCGGAGGACUCAAGUGCCCUUUCUGCAUCUACUCCAGCGGUCGUCCGGCGGCCAUGGAGUGCCACCUGAAGACGCACCUCCAGACGGAGCACCGCUGUCGCAUCUGCCAGGGACUGUGGCCCGACCGCCUCUCCCUGGAGGCCCACGCGCGCGCCCACCGCCUGGGCAACCACUACCGCUGCGAGCGCUGCGGCUACCUGUCCAAGACGGCCAACAAGCUCAUCGAGCACGUGCGCGUGCACACGGGCGAGCGGCCGUUCCACUGCGACCGCUGUCCGUACCGCUGCAAGCGCAAGGACAACCUCAACCUGCACAAGAGGCUCAAGCACGCACCGCCCGCCCCCCCAGCGGAAGAAGGAGGCGGCGGGGCGGGCCGGGAGACACCGGGCCGACUCGCCGCGUCCCGGGCGCUGCGCUCCGUCGCCUUGACCCGCACCCUCGGCGGCGGGCCUCGCCUUGCCCGGCCCCCGUCGGGCGGCGACACGGACCCGUACAGGAACUGCGAGCGAGCGCACCUGAUCCCCCUCACCACCCUGUUCACCCACAGUUUCACAUUCCACCCCCCGCCCCUCCCUGCCGUCGCCCGCUCUCCAGUCUCCCACAAACACUCCUUCAUGGCCUACCUGGGACUCACGAAGAGGGCUGAGACUGUUUGACUUGCCUUUUCUUUUCAAUCAGACCACCACAAACAUUUCUAAGAGUUGUACAUGCUAACAGAAAAAAAAACAUUUAUAUCCAAAAGCUGCUUUUUUUUUUUUUUUCUUCUCCCGAGUUGAUUGAAUUUCAUUUUGGACGAGCGCUUAGCUCCAGCUCGUUUUCAAGCUGCAUCGAGAUAGCAUGCCUCUUUCUGUGUUUCAAGCUAGCUUAGGAAGCUGACAUGGAGUUUUUGGUCGGGUGCAACACAGACGGAACCAAUGAAACGGACAAAGGCUCGUUUCCAAAGCAGACGCCUCAAACCGCGCACUUAUUUAUCAAUCUUGUACAUAGUUUUGUAGCCCCUGGUCCAUCUUUUUUAAUUUUUUUCAUUUUCUUUUGUACGAUGGUCAAACCAUGUUGUGCUUAGCUGCUGCCUGACGUCACUUCUUUUUUCUGCUAAGCUAUGAGAAUGAAAACGAAAAAUUUGACAUCCCGAUUGAAGGUCAUUUUUGCACUAACCCGAUCCCCAACGAUAAAAUUAUCUAUACCGUGCUAACGGGUUAGCAGAGGCGGCCGGCUGCAGUUUGGUUGGUCGCCGCAGAGCCGAUUCAAAUGGUGCUUUUUGAAGCUUUUGUAAUUUUUAUGUACAAAAAAGAAGCUAAAUAACUAGAAAAAAAAAAGUUCCAAAAUGACUUGAAUGAAUGUAUUUUUGUUGAUGUAAAAAAAAAAGUGUGAACAGGGACGGAUGGGCUGGUAAACAGAUGGAAAAAUGCCUUUUUUUUACUUUUUAAUGUUUUCUUCUGUUUCUUUUUACUGAGCCUUUGUCAUGGAAUACAUUUUUACUAACAUCCGCAGAUCCAAUUCCAGCAGACACACCAACUACGGGAUGGGCAUAAUUCAAUCAGAAUUUUACAAUCUUGUCUUUUUUCCCCCCAAGUGUUCUGAACUCCUGUUGCAAUGCCAUAAUAAUGAUCGAUAGAGAUGAGCUGACAUCACAGUCAAGUAUUGCACUCUAUUUCUGCCUCAAUCAGAACGUAAAACUUUCAAAUGAUAAACAUUAAGUGCGCCACUAACUAAGCGUGCCUCCAAACAUCCUAUGGUGCAACCGUUGUAAACCAAGGACCUGAAUUUUGUUUUGGUACGCAGUGACAAAACCCGAAUUUGUAAGUAAGUCUGAACACAGCGAAGGCUAUCAGGAAAGAAUGUCUGAACUGUUGUAAACCGAAGACCCCCUGUCAUCGAUUAUCAUGCCUAUCACUUAUAGUCACAAAUUCACCCCAUCCCUUAAAACAUCAACUUUGCACUUACAUUCGUUAACACGUCUAAGAAAGAAAGCACUUAAAAAGCUUCAAACGUGCUUGCCAAGAAAACAAGUCAAUCAAGACACCCUUAAGCUCCGCCCAUGCGGAUACUAUCAUUAAAUUGUGUGAAUCGGAGAGUCACAGAUAAAGCUCAUCCUGGGAGCUAAAAAGGGACCCCAGGCUAAAUUUGUGGGUUUUGUUUCUUUUGCACAACGCUGCACUUUUAUUUCACAAUGAGACUCGAUAGACGUGUUCUGACUAGAGUAGGGCGGCAGAGCUUUUGAUUUCAAAUUCAAUUUGAUUUUUGAAAAGCUUUAGCAGUUAAGUUACUCAUUGCUGAGUGAAAAAACAUGUAUCUCCACAUUUUGUGAUUUUCUUGUAAUUACAUACAGUUUUGGUUUAGCUUUUUUUUCUAAAUUUGAUCUUUAACAUACUAAAAAAAAUAGAUCUUUUCAAAAAUUGAUAAAAGCUAUCAGCUAUUAUUUAAUGGACAAAAUUCUAAAGGAGAAAAAAAAUCCCCAAAUAUCUUAAAAUAUGGAGCUACAUGUUUUUUUACUGGACAUCAUCAUGUGGCCUUGAAAGCCUCGAUCCCUUGUCUUUAAAGAGAAUCCUCCUCCUCUUCCUUUUUUUUGUCCAUUUUCAAUCGUUUGUUUUGCUUCAUUUUCUACUUUAAAUGAUGCCAGAUUGGACGAGAGAAAUGUUUUCGACCAAAACGUACGUAGCCGCAGGACGUGAUGUUAGGAUGCAAUCCGUCACGUGCUGUUUUGUUUUGCCAACUCUCUAUCAGUGUCAUUUAUUUUUAGCCGCUAGUUGCAAUUCAAUCAACUCCUCCUUAAAAAAACACAGUAAUAAUAAUAAGUAUUUCUUUGAGCAUUGCCUCAUCAAUUUUGGUUUGCUUACUUUGCACUCCCCUGCUGUUAGCAUGACAUCUCAACAUUCAGUCCCUGAGUUAGCAUCUUCUUGGUUAGCAGCGUUUUUACGAUCGAGACAAAAAAAAAGGCUCAACCCACCGCAUCUGCUUUGGUAACAAUUGGUAUAUGCUGUACAAAGCUUUUUUUUUUAUACCUGAUUAUUAUUAUUAUUAUUAUUACUCCAUGGUUAAGGCUGUACAGGGUUGUGACGAUAACUGGUAAAUAGAUCAUUUGUACUUUUUUUUUUGUAUUUGUUUUCUUUGGUAUUCUUUUUAUGUUCAACAUGCCGGAUCUAAAUGUAACAGGAUUUCAAAGUAAAGCUUACAUCAAAUAUUG
Syngnathus typhle (broad-nosed pipefish) is the source of this 7049-nucleotide messenger RNA. It is a transcript of the gene znf827, whose product is annotated as zinc finger protein 827. Gene Ontology annotation, cellular component: nucleus. NCBI's taxonomy places the organism in Eukaryota, Metazoa, Chordata, Actinopteri, Syngnathiformes, Syngnathidae. The transcript is spliced from 14 exons. Gene Ontology annotation, biological process: regulation of gene expression. The record is from RefSeq and is a predicted model, not a curated record. Bases 415 to 4521 code for a protein of 1368 amino acids.